AGCCAUGAAGAUGCUCGCCUGCCUCGCUGCCAUUCUCUUGGUGGUGCUACAGACCCAAACUGAUGCACUCCCAGUAGGAACUGAGGAGGAUCCAGUCCAGGAGCAGACAGGGGCAGAGGACCAGGAUGUCACCACCCACUUGACACAGACUGAAAGUCCUGUUCUUGAAACUACAGGGCCUGUGAAGAAUGUCACCUGCUCUUGUCGAGCUAGAUUCUGUUACAGACAAGAACGUGUUGAAGGCCCCUGCAACAUUUUUGGUAUGAAAUUCAUACUUUGCUGCUAUUGAGCAUCAAGAACAGAGGAUAAAAAGGAGCUCAUAAUUUGCUUUGACACCUAGAAGA
This is a messenger RNA of Tupaia belangeri chinensis (Chinese tree shrew), 344 nucleotides long. Its product is annotated as neutrophil defensin 4. The record is from RefSeq and is a predicted model, not a curated record. Lineage: Eukaryota; Metazoa; Chordata; Mammalia; Scandentia; Tupaiidae. Gene Ontology annotation, cellular component: extracellular matrix; extracellular region. Gene Ontology annotation, biological process: defense response to Gram-positive bacterium; disruption of plasma membrane integrity in another organism; antibacterial humoral response. Bases 5 to 289 code for a protein of 94 amino acids. The transcript has 2 exons.